AGUCGAGCGCCCGUCCCCAUGGCCGUGGUGAGGAGGGAGCUGUCGUGCGAGAGCUACCCCAUCGAGCUGCGCUGCCCGGGCACCGACGUCAUCAUGAUCGAGAGCGCCAACUACGGGCGCACCGACGAUAAGAUCUGCGACGCGGACCCGGCGCAGAUGGAGAACACGAGGUGUUACCUGCCUGAUGCGUACAAGAUCAUGUCCCAAAGAUGCAAUAACCGGACCCAGUGUGCUGUCGUGGCCGGACCGGACGUAUUCCCCGACCCUUGUCCCGGGACCUACAAGUACCUGGAGGUCCAGUACGAAUGCGUCCCUUACAAAGUGGAACAAAAAGUAUUCCUGUGCCCAGGGCUUCUGCGCAGGGUGUACCAGAGCGAGCACCUCUUCGAGUCGGACCACCAGUCCGGCGCCUGGUGCAAGGACCCUCUCCAAGCCUCUGAUAAGAUCUACUACAUGCCCUGGACGCCCUAUCGCACCGACACAUUGACUGAGUAUUCAUCCAAAGAGGACUUCAUCGCGGGGAGACCCACGACAACCUACAAGCUCCCACACCGCGUGGACGGAACCGGCUUUGUGGUGUACGACGGGGCGCUCUUUUUCAACAAGGAGCGCACGCGCAAUAUUGUCAAGUUUGACCUGCGGACUCGUAUCAAGAGCGGCGAGGCCAUUAUCGCCAACGCCAACUACCACGACACGUCCCCGUACCGCUGGGGAGGGAAGUCCGACAUCGACUUGGCCGUUGAUGAGAACGGCCUUUGGGUGAUCUACGCCACCGAGCAGAACAACGGGCGGAUCGUCAUCAGCCAGCUCAACCCGUACACGCUGCGCGUCGAGGGGACCUGGGACACGGCGUACGACAAGCGCUCCGCGUCCAACGCCUUCAUGAUUUGUGGGAUCCUGUACGUGGUGAAGACGGUGUACGAGGACGACGACAACGAAGCGACGGGAAACAAGAUCGACUACAUCUACAACACAGAGCUGAGCAAAGAUGGCUUCCUGGACAUCCCAUUCCCCAACUCCUACCAGUACAUCGCCGCAGUGGAUUAUAAUCCCAGAGACAACCUGCUGUACGUUUGGAACAACUACCACGUGGUGAAGUACUCUCUGGACUUUGGAGCGUUGGACAACAGACUCGAAACGUCCUCCUCUGUGAUGGUCUUCAUGGACACAACGACCACGACGGCGAGGACCACCACUCGACCCACCACGGUGACCCUGACGUCCACAGUGGCCAGGACGACCACCACCAAGACGCCAGCCACGACGGCCGCCGGUGCUCAGUGGCCACGGACGACGGCGAAGGUGGUGGCACCGCCGCGGACGCCGCUUGAGGGUUUGUCCCCCGAGGACGAGGACGGAGCGCCGCCGCCCUCCUCCAAGCUGCCCAACAUCCGGGUGGAGUACUGCAACCCGCUGGUGAUGAUGGACAUCUCCUGGCCCAGGACCAAGCAGGGGCUGGUGGCCAAGAUGCUCUGUCCACCUGGAACCAUAGGCGUGGCCUCGUACAUGUGCGUGGGCCCUGAGGGAUACUGGGACCCCCAGGGACCCGACUUCAGCAACUGCACCUCCCCGUGGGUCAACCUCAUCAGCCAGAAGCUUAAAGCCGGCGAGACGGCUGCGGUCAUCGCCAGGGAGUUGGCGGAGCAGACCAAGAGUAAUCUCCAGGCGGGGGACAUCACCUUCACGGUGAAGGCCAUGGUCCAGCUGGUGGAUCUCCUGGACGUCCAGCUGAGGAACCUCACGCCCGGCGGCAAAGACAGCGCCGCCCGGAGCCUCAACAAGCUGCAGAAAAGAGAGCGCUCUUGCCGGUUUUAUGUUCAGGCCAUGGUGGAGACGGUCAACAAUCUGCUGCAGCCACAGGCCCAGGCGGCGUGGAGGGAGCUGAGCACCGGCGAGCAGCUGAGGGCCGCCACCAUGCUGCUGGACACGGUGGAGCAGGGCGCCUUCGUCCUCGCCGACAACCUGCUGAAGACGGACAUCGUGCAGGAGAACACCGAGAACAUCCAGCUGGAGGUUGCAAGGAUGAGCACCGAAGGAAAUUUACCUGAUCUGAAGUUCCCACAAACCGGAGGACAAGGCAACUCCAUCCACCUCUCGGCGAACACGCUGAAGCAGCACGGGCGAAACGGUGAGAUCCGGAUCGCCUUCGUUCUGUACAAGCACAUCGGCAUCUACCUUUCCACGGAGAACGCCAGCAUGAAGUUGGGCAGCGAGGCCCUGGCGACCAACUACUCCGUCAUCGUCAACUCGCCGGUCAUCACGGCGGCCAUCAACAAGGACUCCAACAAGGUCUACCUCUCGGACCCGGUCAUUUUCACCAUCAGGCACCUCCAGCAAUCCAAGGAGAACUUCAACCCCAACUGUUCCUUCUGGAGCUACUCCAAGAGAACCAUGACUGGCAUCUGGUCCACGCAGGACUGCCGCUUGCUGGGCACCAACAGGACCCACACCACCUGCUCCUGCACCCAUCUGACCAACUUCGCCGUCCUCAUGGCCCAUGUGGACGUCAAGCACGCGGACCCGGUUCACGACAUGCUCCUGGACGUCAUCACGUGGGUGGGGAUCCUCCUGUCCCUGGUCUGCCUGCUCGUCAGCCUCUUCACCUUCUGCUUCUUCCGGGGCCUCCAGAGCGACCGCAACACCAUCCACAAGAACCUGUGCAUCAGCCUGUUUGUCGCCGAGUCCCUGUUCCUGGUGGGCAUCAACCGGGGCGACCAGCCGAUUGCCUGUGCCGUCUUCGCCGCCCUGCUCCACUUCUUCUUCCUGGCGGCGUUCACGUGGAUGUUCCUGGAGGGCGUGCAGCUCUACAUCAUGCUGGUGGAGGUGUUCGAGAGCGAGCACUCGCGACGCCGCUACUUCUACCUGGUGGGCUACGGAGUUCCUGCGCUGAUCGUGGCGGUGUCAGCCGCGGUGGACUACCGGAGCUACGGCACGGACCGGAUUUGCUGGCUUCGCCUGGACACCUACUUCAUUUGGAGUUUCAUAGGACCGGCAACCUUGAUAAUUAUGCUCAACGUUAUCUUCCUGGGCAUCGCUCUCUACAAGAUGUUCCACCACACGGCCAUCUUGAAACCAGACUCCGGCUGCCUGGACAACAUCAACUAUCAGGAUUACGAACCUGAGAUCAAAUCCUGGGUGAUCGGGGCCAUCGCCUUGCUGUGCCUGCUGGGCCUGACCUGGGCCUUUGGUCUGAUGUACGUCAACGAGAGCACGGUGGUCAUGGCCUACCUGUUCACCAUCUUCAACUCGCUGCAAGGAAUGUUCAUCUUCAUCUUCCACUGUGUCCUGCAGAAAAAGGUGCGUAAGGAGUACGGUAAAUGCCUGCGUACUCACUGCUGCAGUGCGAAAAGUGUGGACAGCUCCAUCGGCUCUGGGAAAGGCACGGCCUCUCGAGCUCCGGGACGCUACUCCACCGGGUCACAGAGCCGCAUCCGCCGGAUGUGGAACGACACGGUCAGAAAACAGUCGGAGUCCUCUUUCAUGACCGGCGACAUCAACAGCUCUGCGUCCCUUAACAGAGGGGCUAUGGCUAACCAUCUUAUACCAAAUGCACUCCUACGUCCUCAUGGCACUAACAAUCCCUAUAAUACAUUGCUUGGGGAAUCGGCAGUCUAUAACAACCCUCUGGGCAUGUACAACACACAAGAGGGAAUCCUGAACAAUGCCCGGGAUACAAGUGUCAUGGAUACUCUACCACUGAAUGGUAACCACGGCAACAGCUACAGCAUCGCCAGCGCCGAGUACAUGAGCGACUGCGUCCAGAUCAUCGACCGGGGCUACAACCACAAGGAGACCACCCUGGAGAAGAAGAUCCUGAAAGAGCUCACCUCCAAUUAUAUCCCCUCCUACCUCAACAAUUCCCACGAGCGCUCCACCGAGCAGAACCGGAACCUCAUGAACAAGCUGGUCAACAAUGUCAGCAACGGCGGCAAGGACAGCGGCUACGGGAUGGGCUUGGGAGUGGGCAUGGGCAUGAGUGUGGCGCUGAGCCUGGAUGACCACUCCACGUUUGGCCCGCACCACGACGAGGGCCUCGGCCUGGAGUUAAUUCGCGAGGAGUCUCACGCCCCGCUGCUGCCCCAAAGACCGCCCCCUUCCCUGCAGGCAGUGGACAACCUUCACAGUCACCUCCACCCGUCAGCGCCGCCGCCGCCCCUGCCCCACCACCCCUACACGUCCGCCGCCACCUCCUCCUCGUCCCGAAGGAGGAUCCCCCAGGAGAACAGCGAGAGUUUCUUUCCCCUACUCAAUAGCGAGCAUAACGAGGACGAGGGCUCGUCGCCCACCCACAACCACCAGAGAGACUCCCUGUACACCAGCAUGCCCAUGCUGCCUGGCCUUCCUAAUGUGUCUGCAGGUUCCGCCGACAGCUCCAAAGAUGGCGGGGAUGCCAAGAGCCCGGAGGCCAGCUCGGAUGACGUCUACUACAAGAGCAUGCCCAACUUGGGCUCGCGGAACCACCUGCACCAGCUGCACUCCUACUACCAUCUAGGGCGGGGCAGCAGCGAUGGCUUCAUCGUGCCGCCAAACAAAGAGGAUCUAUCCCCAGAAGAAGCCCACCAGGAGCCCUCGCACCUGGUCACCAGCCUAUAGGCCCCAAAAAACAACCCACCAAAUAGUGUCCCCCCUAUUACCGUAGACCUCCUCCUCCGUGUCCUCUUGUUCUAUCAGUCGUUGGCAGUGGUAGCCUUUCUUUUUAUUCAGUGUUCUGAAGACUGAAGCGGAGCGAAACACAAACUGUACUCUCGCUGUUGCCGACCACAAGCAGGAUAGCGUUUGGGACGUUCGGGGGCGAGUUCGUGACUAUGUUUGGUUAGAAA
Pleuronectes platessa (European plaice) is the source of this 4820-nucleotide messenger RNA. Its product is annotated as adhesion G protein-coupled receptor L3. Gene Ontology annotation, molecular function: G protein-coupled receptor activity; carbohydrate binding. Gene Ontology annotation, cellular component: glutamatergic synapse; membrane; cell-cell junction. The coding region runs from base 19 to 4593 and encodes 1524 amino acids. Gene Ontology annotation, biological process: adenylate cyclase-activating G protein-coupled receptor signaling pathway; cell surface receptor signaling pathway; brain development. The record is from RefSeq and is a predicted model, not a curated record. The transcript has 22 exons. NCBI's taxonomy places the organism in Eukaryota, Metazoa, Chordata, Actinopteri, Pleuronectiformes, Pleuronectidae.